CUGCUCUUUCUCACAUUCAAAUGCAAAGCCCGCCACCCUUUUCUUCUACCCUGAUGUAGCAAAAUUCAAAACUUACUUUUGUGUCUUCCCAAUUCCCAUUGCCCUUUUCUCUUUGGAAACAAGGCCUUUAUCAUUGGAAGUUUGAGAUUCCAACACCCCAAUUCCCUUCUCUUUUUGUUUUUUUAAAUUUAGUUUACUGCUUUUCUUUUCACUUUAUCUGUCUCUUUUGUUUCCUAGAUCAUUCAAAACAUGAAGAAGCUCUCAACUUCUUCUCAUGCAUCCCCAUCAUCUUCAUCUUCAUCCAUCACAAGCUUGGAACCAACUAUGUGCACCUCCAAAAGCACCUCUUCAGGGUGUCUCACUUCCAUCUUGCGCAAGAUUCUUUGCUCUGAUGGCCUUCCAAGAGACCAAACUAGAGAACUUGAUUCACUUGACAAAGAUCAAAACUUGAAGGGUAAGCAAAAUGUUGAGACUAGUACUACUUCUACUACUAUUACUACUCCUGGGAUAGUGGCAAGGUUAAUGGGUUUGGAAUCAAUUGAGAUGCCUUGUGGAUCAAAACCAAAUUCACUUUCUCGAAGCAGAUCCAUGAAUUCUGUGGACUGUUUGGGAGAAUUCAAUGGAAUGGAGGUUUUGCAUAAGAGGGUUAAGUCCACCUUGUCUUUUAGGGAGCCUCCGACUUUUCUUUUGCAUGAAAGUGACAAGUUUUUGGUGCUUAGUUUUGAAGGUAAGGGUGAGAGUAGGGAAUUCAAGUCCAGUGGGAGAAAGAGAGAACAGGGUUGUGAAGAAUUGAAGCAGAAAGUGAGAUCAGAAAGAGGUGAGUUGAGGGAAAACAAAAGAGAAAAGGUGUGUGAUGAGAAGGUACGGAAACUUGGGGGAAAAAGGGUGUCUCAUGUGUCUUGUGGGAAUGUUGGAAGUGAUGGUAAACUCAAAGAAAUCACCAACACUAUGCGUACUUCCAAGGCUUCAUUUGAAAAGAAGAAGGGUUUUGAUUAUGAAGCAGUGAAAUUGUCACAGAACAUGAAGGGCAAGGAAGUGGCGGUAGGUGAAAAACAGAAGAGGAGGAGAAGGAAGAAGAAGAAAACAAUUUGUCAAACAGAAAACAAAGUAGAAGUUGAUUGUAAGUCAGAAGAUUCAAGCCCUGUUUCUGUCCUUGAUUUUGAGCGUGAACUUUGUGGAACAGUUGAUUUGAGUUCAAGGAGAAAGUUGUCACCAAAGCUUGAAAGUGAUCAGCACAUUCCUGUGAAUUCUGAUGAUAACUUAGUGAUUGAUGAGAAGAAGGAUAAGGCAAUUGACAACAACAACAACAAAAAUGAAGGGUCAAAGAAAAAAGAGAAGAAGGUCCAAGAUUAUAUAGAUAUUUGUAGUGAAGUUUGCCGAAUAGUUGAUGAUGAAUUGGCUGCAUCAAAUCAGAAACAUAUAUGGACGAAUAAACAAGGUGAUUUAGGUGGUAUAAGUGCAGAUUUAGAGUCAGAAAUUUUUGAUUACUUGUUAAAUGAGCUUGUGGAUGAACUUGCUGGCAUCCAUUGACAACUUAAAUUUGUAAAUUUAGCAUAGUAUUGAUAAAGUGUAUAAAGAUUUAAAUUCCUUGCUUUUUCUCUGUUUUAAUUUUGUCCCUAUUACAUAGUGCUGCAUCCCGGAAGAUUCUUUGUCUCUGCUUUUGCUGAAUUUAUAGUGCUGUGCUGUGAGAUAUGAGCAAAGAUUUAAAAGCAAAUUGAUCUAGGGAGACAACAAAAUGCUUUUAGUUUUGGACCAAAAGCUCAUGGAUGUACGUGCCUUAAUAGUAAUUAUAGAAUAAAAUUAUAUCACAUUUUCCUUCUCAAAUAUGCAUCCCAGUUAUAUUCUUUUUCUUUCUAUUUUUUUUUUUAAAAACCAUGUUUUCUUUGCUUGAAAAUUACUAUGUUACUAUUGAG
Cajanus cajan (pigeon pea) is the source of this 1913-nucleotide messenger RNA. RefSeq lists its product as uncharacterized. The record is from RefSeq and is a predicted model, not a curated record. Lineage: Eukaryota; Viridiplantae; Streptophyta; Magnoliopsida; Fabales; Fabaceae.